This is a messenger RNA of Cladophialophora yegresii CBS 114405, 831 nucleotides long. RefSeq lists its product as uncharacterized. Lineage: Eukaryota; Fungi; Ascomycota; Eurotiomycetes; Chaetothyriales; Herpotrichiellaceae. Gene Ontology annotation, molecular function: alpha-1,6-mannosyltransferase activity. The transcript has 3 exons. Gene Ontology annotation, cellular component: mannan polymerase complex. The record is from RefSeq and is a predicted model, not a curated record. Gene Ontology annotation, biological process: protein N-linked glycosylation. The coding region runs from base 1 to 831 and encodes 276 amino acids.
AUGGCGUACUUCUUCUGGGAGGACGACGGUGUCUUACAGAUGUUGGACGAAUUUGAGCCCGAUUUCGUGGAACAGUUCCGUUCAUUGCCAUCCAAUGUGGAACGAGCGGACGUGUUUCGGAUUCUAGUGCUGAAAUGGUUUGGCGGUAUUUACGCAGACGUCGAUACCCAACCGCUGCGCAGACCUUCUUCCUGGAUAUCGCCAUUAGACCUUGGCCCCUGGACCGACCCAGACACAAAUUCGAGAUUCUCUUCCGACAAUCCAGUCAGCAUCGUUCUUGGCAUCGAAGCGGACUGUCCUCCCGACAAGGACGACUAUUGGCGAAUGGGGUAUUCCUACCCUGUCCAGCUCACACAGUGGGCAUUGGCAUCUGGUCCCGGGCAUCCAAUUCUUCUUCGUUUCAUGGACACCCUCCAGCGGAGGCUAAAGCACGUGGCUAACCGACAUUGGGGGGACCUCAGUGAUAUGGAGGCGACCAAGGAAUUGCGACAAAUUGGUCCUCUUUCACUUACCGGACCUGUUGCUAUUACUGUUGCAGCCAUGACCUGGCUUGAAGAACAAGUCGGCUUGAGAUGGAACACUCUAACCGGACUGUUAGAUGGCGGGCAGAGUAAGCUAGUCGACGAUGUCUUGAUACUGCCCAUCACAGGCUUCAGUCCCGGGCGGAGAAGAUACGGUAAUAUGGGAUCUAAACCCGUCACAGAUCCGUCUGCGCGUGUCUGGCAUCGAGCACAAGGCUCGUGGCGCUCCUUCGAUCCCAAAGUGGAAUUUGGGAAAUUCUGCCGCAGCUUCUUUGGAUUGUGCAAGGAUUGGUCUAAACAGCCCUCCUGA